CGGUAUGUUUGGCACUUAAAUAGCAUGGAAAAGGCACAUUCUUUCCACUGUUUUAUUCCGAUGUCACUCCCAGUAGUCUUCCAUUAAAAUUCCACGGCAGCAAACCAUGGCCUCUCCGCGGCUCCCUUCUGCCACCUCCUUCCUCGUCUGCGUGCUCGCGCUUGCUCUCUCAGCCCCGGCGGCCCGUUCGGUCCCCUUUGUGGUCUUCCAUGGCAUUAGUGAUGCAUGCAGCAGCAAAGGGGUCACCCGCUUUACUGAGCUGUUAAGCAACUGGUCCAGUGCUGAAGGACAUUGCAUAGAAAUUGGGGAUGGCGCAUGGGACUCAUGGACCAUGCCUCUUACAGAACAGACUGCAAUUGCCUGUGCAAAGAACUUACAGGUGAAGAGCAUGAGUGAACUUAGCAAUGGCUACAACCUUAUCGGGCUCUCUCAGGGUAGUAUGAUUGCUCAAGGGGUUAUUGAAUUUUGCGACGGGGCACCUCAGGUGAAAAAUUUUAUUUCAUUAGCUGGUCCACAUGCAGGAAUUGCCUCUAUACCAUUCUGCGGGAGUGGCAUUCUUUGCAUUCUCUUGGACGAUAUGAUAAAGGGAGAGGUUUACAGCACUUAUAUACAGGAGCACUUGGCGCCAAGUGGAUACAUAAAGAUCCCGACGGACAUCAAAGCCUACUUGGAAGGUUGCAAGUUUCUCCCGAAGCUAAACAAUGAAAACAGUAGCAAAAGAAAUGCCACAUACAAGGAGCGGUUUGCUAGCCUGCAGAAUUUAGUUCUAAUCAUGUUCGAACAAGACAAUGUGCUGGUACCAAGAGAGACUUCGUUGUUUGGAUAUUAUCCUGAUGGUUUGUUCAACGUAAUUCUGCCUGCAGAAGAGACCACUCUCUACAAGGAAGACUGGAUCGGUCUGAAAACCUUGAACGAGGCUGGAAAAGUAAAGUUCAUAAACCUAUCAGGCCACCAUCUGCAGAUUUCUAUAAGCGACAUGAAGAAGUAUAUACUGCCUUACUUGGAAGAUGAAUCAUCACGAUAGAAGCUAUCAUUGAGGAGAGAACCAUCAAUUUAUCAAUAUCAUAAAUGGACCUCGUGGUUCAAGAAUUUUUUCUUUAGAUUUUCUGAGGCAUCAAGUCCCUCGAUCCUCCUUUCGGUGGAGCAUUAGACGGGGAAGGUUAGAGAACACUAGGAAAGAGGAAAAAUAAGACGAUAACGGCAUAUCGGGUUAUGAUGUCACGCAAUAUUUGGUGGCAUCAGCAGCUAUAGUACAAGGUCUUGCAAAUAUCAGAGAAGGGGUCGCAAAUAUGCUGUUAUCAUGUUGAAGCCGAGGUACUCAAUCACCUGGAAGGUGCAUUAUUUACAUGGGAUAUUGUAUGACUCGAGAUAUAUGACAUUUUUAUUCUUAUAUUCGUAACAUCAUAAGAUUCUGGAUUGA
Punica granatum (pomegranate) is the source of this 1420-nucleotide messenger RNA. The record is from RefSeq and is a predicted model, not a curated record. NCBI's taxonomy places the organism in Eukaryota, Viridiplantae, Streptophyta, Magnoliopsida, Myrtales, Lythraceae.